AUGAGCUACAACCAGGGCAUUUCAAAGGAAACAAUCUUAAAAGGAGGUAGUUAUAUCUGGAAAAAUAGAGGGAGAUCAGUGUUUUUGUAUGUACUUCGUGGACUUGGAUUUGUGUAUCGCCAAAAGGAAUUCAACCCAAUCGUGUCAGAGCGACCAGAUAUUGUACACAAAAGAAUGCUGUAUCUCCAGUUGAAGAAAGACCAGGUCCGAGUAAGGGAAGAGAGAGAGGAAAGAGGGUCAUCAUCGCUGCUGAAAGAGGGUCAUCAUCGCUGCAUCACACAGCUAGGAGUUCUCAAAGGAUCCGAGCUUCUUCUUGUUUCCGGAUUGAGAGAAGAAGAUCAGAAGCAAGAUUAUCAUGCCGAUAUGGAUGGUAAUAACUUUGAGAUCUACUACCGAAAGAUGAUCCCACUUUUUGCGGCUGAAGCUGCAAAACUUGGAAGACCCGCAGUGUUGUUGUGUGAUAAUGCUCCGUAUCACAAUGCUCCACUCCGCAAGCCUCCGACGAGCACUUCUUCCCGAGCUGACAUCAUUUCUUUUCUCACGGAGCAUGGUGUAAAGUUCUUCCCAAAGCAGACGAAGGAGAUCCUCUACGAUUUGGCUGGAAUCUUCAUUGAAUCCAACGGGGGUCGCGAGGCAUUCACGGUCUACAAAUUCGACGAGUAUGCCAAGUCUCAUGGGGUUACUGUUUUAAGACUCCCACAAUAUCACUGUUUUUUUAAUCCAGUGGAAUUACUGUGGGCGCAAUUGAAACAGCACCUCAGAAAGAUUGGCAAACCGGAAGAUUCAGUUGAACUAGUGAGAAGCCGUGCCAAGGCGUUCCUCGAGUCUUUUCCAGCAACUUCGGCCGACAAACUGUUUCUUCACACUCAAAAAUUGGAGACAGACCUUCGAGAGAUGAUGGAAGAAGAAGAUAUGACGGAUUACGACGAGGUGUUCGACUUGAACUACGACGUCGAUGAAGCUGGCAAUCUCUACAACAUCCAAAUCGAUAGUGAUGACGAAGACGCGAUGGUGGACGAGGAAAUCGAAACCAUUUGCCCAACAGAUUGCUCCGUUAGCUCUGAUGACGACUUCAACGUUUUCAGUGAUACUGAAGACUAUGACUUCUAA
Messenger RNA from Caenorhabditis briggsae, 1110 nucleotides. The record is from RefSeq and is a predicted model, not a curated record. Gene Ontology annotation, molecular function: nucleic acid binding. Bases 1 to 1110 code for a protein of 369 amino acids. Lineage: Eukaryota; Metazoa; Nematoda; Chromadorea; Rhabditida; Rhabditidae. The transcript is spliced from 4 exons.